AAACGUAAUCUCAUUCCCAUUAUCUUUUUGCUCAAAAGAAGGUGUCUAGAGAAACCAAUUAAGACUUUUAAGAUUGCCUCAAGAAAGACGGCUCAAUCAGCUACACCUCUACAAAUUGCCCCAGGUGUAAGCAACACUUCCUUCUCCUUUCCCCGGAAACGGAAAGAGAAUAGGAAAGGCCCAGACCCCGAGUUGAGGGAUUCGUUUUCCUCAGGUUUCUUGAUAGGCGGGGUCGGCAGGAGGAAUCCGACUGGCGGGCAGACAUGUCGCUCUCCGCUGACUCCGCUUUCUAUUGGCUUUCCUGGACUCCGCCCCCUGAGCAGGGCGGGAGAUUUGGUGUGCCCAGACAGGUCCCCAGCCCCCAGCCGGCCUCCCGCUUUCCCUACUUGUCUCUGCGACUCCGAGACCCUGCGACCCUGCUCCGCCAGUGCUUAACGGGAAUCAGGCCUUUCCGUGCUGGGGAGGAAGCCACCUCCCCUGGAGCCCCCAGUAAGCGGGGCACCGUCCGGCAGGCGCCGGGCCGCCCGAGAGGCGCCUGGCGGAGACCUAACGGUGCGUGGUGCAGCCCGUUUCCCUCUCCCGUGUAACUCGGGGUUUGUGAGGUGAGUCGGUGGCGCCCAGCUCCGUGGCCGAGCUGGGGUGUUCGUCUCGAAGAGGGCUCCCCCUCGCCGCUCCGGGCUGGGUCGUUGCCCUCUCGACGCAGCGCGAAGCCCCCGAGGACCCCCGGCGCCGCCAACUGGGGACUCUACCUGAAUUUUCCAGGUGCAGAAUGUGUAAUACCUUUAAAGGUUGGCAAUGAUGAGUACACUGGAAUUAAAGGAAGACAAGAUGCUGGAGGUUCAGUUUGUGGGAGAUGAUGAUGUUCUUAAUCACAUUCUUGAUAGAGAAGGAGGAGCUAAAUUAAAAAAGGAGCGAGCUCAGCUUUUGGUCAACACAAAAAAAAUAAUAAAGAAGCCAGAAUAUGAUUUGGACGAAGAUGACCGGGAAGUCUUAAAAGAUCAGAACUAUGUGGAAGUUUUAGGACGAGAUAUUCAAGAAUCCUUGAAAAAUGGCUCUGCUGCAGAUGGUGGGAAUAAAGUUUAUUCCUUUCAGAAUAGAAAACCCUCUGAAAAGAUGUCUAAAUUAGCUUCAGAACUAGCAAAAACACCAAGAAAAAAUGUUUCAGUGAAUUUGAAGAAUGAUCCUGAAAUUAUGAUAAACAUUCCUCAGUGUAGCAAGCGGCAGUCUCCUUCAGACAAAGUUCAGGUAAAGAACAAUGAUAAAAGUGAAUUUCUAUCAACAGCACCUAGUGGUCUAAGGAAAAGAUUAAUAGUUCCAGGGUCUCAUUCUGACAGUGAAAGUGAAUAUUCUGCUUCCAACUCGGAAGAUGAAGGAGUUGCACAAGAAUAUGAAGAGGACACUAAUGAAGCCACAUUGAGCCAAAAGAUUGCAUCUCAGAAUAGAGUAGUUUCAGCUCCUGUUUGCAAAGAAACACCUUCUAAGAAAAUGAAAAGAGACAAAACGAGUGAUUUAGUAGAAGAAUAUUUUGAAGCUCAUAGCAGUUCAAAAGUUUUAACCUCUGACAGAACACUGCAGAAACUAAAGCGAGCUAAACUGGAUCAGCAAACUUUGCAUAACUUAUUGAGCAAGGUUUCUCCUUCCUUUUCUGCUGAACUUAAACAACUAAACCAACAGUAUGAACAAUUAUUUCACAAAUGGAUGUUGCAGUUACGCCUGGGGUUCAACAUUGUGCUUUUUGGUUUGGGUUCUAAAAGAGAUUUACUAGAAAGGUUUCGAUCCGCUGUGCUGCAAGAUUCCAUUCAUGUUGUCAUCAAUGGCUUCUUUCCUGGAAUAAGUGUGAAAUCCAUCCUGAAUUCUAUAACAGAAGAAGUCCUCGAUCAUAUGGGUACUUUCCGCAGUCUACUGGAUCAGCUAGACUGGAUAGUAAACAAAUUUAAAGAAGAUUCUUCUUUAGAACUCUUCCUUCUCAUCCACAAUUUGGAUAGCCAAAUGUUGAGAGGAGACAAAAGCCAGCAAAUUAUUGGACAGUUGUCAUCAUUACGUAACAUAUGCCUUAUAGCAUCUAUUGAUCACCUCAAUGCCCCUCUCAUGUGGGAUCAUGCAAAGCAGAGUCUUUAUAACUGGCUCUGGUAUGAAACUACUACAUACAGUCCUUAUACUGAAGAAACCUCCUAUGAGAAUUCUCUUCUGGUUAAACAAUCUGGAUCAUUACCCCUAAGUUCCCUAACUCAUGUCUUACGAAGCCUUACCCCUAAUGCAAGGGGGAUUUUCAGGCUACUAAUAAAGUAUCAGCUGGAUAACCAGGAUAACCCUUCUUAUAUUGGACUUUCUUUUCAAGAUUUUUACCAACAGUGUCGAGAGGCAUUCCUGGUCAACAGUGAUCUGACACUUCGGGCCCAGCUAACUGAAUUUAGGGACCACAAGCUUAUAAGAACAAAGAAGGGAACUGAUGGAGUGGAGUACUUGUUAAUUCCUGUGGACAAUGGAACACUGACUGAUUUCCUGGAAAAGGAAGAAGAGGAGUCUUGAAGCUAUCCUUGACUCUUGAAAUUUCGUGGAAGGGUUGUUGGACCCCAGCUGCUACUCCUCUGAAGUGUUGUUGUUUACAUCUAACACUAGACUCUUUUUUCCAGUGUGUAAGACUUAAAAUUGGGAGGGGGAAUGUCAUCCAUUAGAACCUUGAUUAGCCUGGCUGGCACACCACCUCUAGUACUAUGCAAGGGUCCGCAAGUAGAAAACGUGCCUUUCAUUCAUUACCUCUCUGGAGACUUCAUGCUGGAAUGAACAGUGUGCUCAGGGACUAUUUGGAGCUGGUUGUUCUUGAAUUCUUUUAUACUAGAGAUGAUAUUAUUCCUAAUUUUUUGAGGACCUUUUCAGCACCCCCAGAGCUGUCUGCAAAUGUGUUUGUUCCAAAAUAUGGAAGUACAAAAACAUUGGCAUCACAUAAAUCUACUUUAUUUGCUGUCCUGUUAGAGCUGAUGAGUAUAAAGGAGAAGGCAGAUCCUCCUCCUGUUCUUGAAAGGCUUAGCAAAAGGUAUGUAAGACUGGGGAAGAGUAGGUGACCUAGCCUUCUCUUUUUGGAUUUAGACUACACGCUGGCGGGGGUAGGGAGGAAGAGGGCAGGACACUGUUGCGUUGCGAGAGUGGGAAAAGCAUAAUGAGUACAUAAGGUGUAGACCCACCUUAGAAAGCACAGGAGUAACCGUGAUACUUAGGACAGUUAGUGUCUGUGCCACCAUCCUCUUGAUACCAGUGAGAAGCCAGGCUAUCCUGAGUUAUGGUUUAGUUGUGGUUUUUAAGAACAUAAAAAUUCAAUUAUUCUUGUACUGACACUGUUUUCUUCAGUACACGCAAGUGAGUAGCAUAUAAUUUCUCUAUCAAGUAGACCUAAAACUCACUGUAAGACAUUUCAGUUUUUUUCUUAAAAGUAAUAAUUUCAAGCCUUCUAAAUAUCUACACAAGUCGUCUUCCUUAGGAAGAGAAAAAGCUAACCUUGGCCACUGGUCAGCUUGUAGUCUUCACAUACUCCCUUAAAAUUAUUUCAUGCUUGGAAAUAAAAUUCUUCAUUAAAAUACCACUGUAAUAAGAUAGGAGUGAAAAAGCUAAUACAGUGUGUAGUUUAAACCUUUCAUGAAAAAUUUCCCCAACUGCUCAGAGUUGAAAGUAAUUUGUGCCAUAUAUUGUGUUAAAUCCAUGUAUGAGAGUUUAAUCUUAAAUACAAUCAAAAUAUUUAAAUCUGUACAUGAAUUUGAUUCUAAAAAUUUUGUUACCAAAGGAUAUUCCGUGAAAAGGGAGUUUUUCCUUCCACUCUCUUAUACCAACCACGUAACAGGUGUUUAUUCCUCCAGAGGUAUUUUCUCUGCACACUGAAGAGUAUGUAUCUCUCCUUUUAAAAACACAAAUGGUUGCAUAUGAUUUGUGCUGUCUGCACCUUGCUUUUUUUUGCUUAAUAUGUCUAGUUUAUAACUUAUAGUAUAAAAAAGUAUAUAAAAUCUUUAAUGACCUAAUAUGUAAGUUUUGCAUUUGCCCUUAAAUAUCUACUGGUUUAUUUUUAUAAUUUUUGUGUCCAUACUAUUUGCAAGCAGUUGUAUCAAUAGUCUAUUGAUAAAUAAAAAGCCAAUUUGGAUAGAA
Messenger RNA from Suricata suricatta (meerkat), 4131 nucleotides. It is a transcript of the gene ORC2, whose product is annotated as origin recognition complex subunit 2. Gene Ontology annotation, cellular component: nuclear origin of replication recognition complex; nucleus. The record is from RefSeq and is a predicted model, not a curated record. Bases 796 to 2529 code for a protein of 577 amino acids. Lineage: Eukaryota; Metazoa; Chordata; Mammalia; Carnivora; Herpestidae. Gene Ontology annotation, molecular function: DNA replication origin binding. Gene Ontology annotation, biological process: DNA replication. The transcript is spliced from 18 exons.